Messenger RNA from Cornus florida, 2184 nucleotides. Its product is annotated as beta-glucosidase 24-like. Bases 267 to 1949 code for a protein of 560 amino acids. Gene Ontology annotation, biological process: carbohydrate metabolic process. The transcript is spliced from 13 exons. The record is from RefSeq and is a predicted model, not a curated record. Gene Ontology annotation, molecular function: beta-glucosidase activity. Lineage: Eukaryota; Viridiplantae; Streptophyta; Magnoliopsida; Cornales; Cornaceae.
CGGAGCAUACGGAAAGUCUGGAACCCACCAUAACCGAUUGAAAAAAUCCCUUAGAGUUUGAAUUGAGAAUACUAUUCGAAUUCAAUCAAUUGUUGUAGCUGUGAUUAUGAGAGAGAGAAUGAUGAUGCUUGAUCAUAGGAGAAAAUUAUGUUGCUUUAUUUGAUUAUGUUAGGUUCCAGUGGUAUACUAAGAGCAUGUAAUAUUGGUAUAUAGAGGGAGCUUAGGAGCCCAUUUUAGAGUCAGAAGCAAUUAAUUACCAGUUAAGUAUGGGAAGUGAAGGCCAUAUCCUCCUAAGUCUCAUUGUUUUUGUUCACUCAGUGGCUCAUGGCUAUGCUGGUGUUCAACCCAGAGAUGACUCAGAGAACAACAUUCCUUUCAACCGUCACAGUUUUCCACGUGGUUUCGUAUUCGGAGCAGCAUCAUCUGCUUACCAGUAUGAAGGUGCUUGGAAUGCAAGUGGUAAAGGACUAAAUAAUUGGGAUCACUUCACUCAGACAUAUCCAGAAAUGGUAAAGGGCAAUGCUAGCGGGAAGGUUGCUGUUAACUUCUAUGAUCUUUACCCGGAAGACUUUGAGCGAAUGAAUGAUAUCGGCUUUGAUGCUGUUAGAAUUUCCCUCUCUUGGUCCAGAAUAUUACCUAGUGGCCGGGUAAAUGGCGGUUCAGGAGUUAAUCCUGAUGGACUCAAGUACUAUCACAAUCUCAUCGACGACACCCUAUCCAAAGGACUGAAGCCUUUUGUUACCUUGUUCCACUUUGAUAUGCCACAAGCCCUUCAAGAUGAGUAUGGAGGGUUUCUGGACUACAAAAUUGUGAACGAUUUUGAAGAUUAUGCUGACCUUUGCUUCAAAGAGUUUGGUCAUAAGGUGCAGUACUGGAUCACCAUAAAUGAACCAUGGUCUUACAGUGCCAUGGGAUAUGCCUAUGGUUCAUUUCCACCCGGUAGAUGUUCUAAGGACGAAAAUUUGCAAAAAUCCGAAGAUUUGUAUAGAGUUGGAAGAGCUUUUAAGUCGCUUUUUAUAAGCUGCCCUGUGCCUGGUGAUUCUGGCACUGAGCCUUACAAUGUUACACAUCAUCUACUUCUUGCUCACGCAAAAGCAGUGCAACUUUAUAGAAACAAGUACCAGAGGAUACAGAGUAAAAUUAUGGGUAAAAUUGGUAUUGUAAAUGUUGUUCAGUGGAUGCUUCCGUUCGACACUCAGUCAAAAAAUGACACUGCUGCAGCCAAUCGGGCCCUUGAUUUCAUGUAUGGAUGGUUUAUGGAACCUUUGAACAGUGGCAGCUAUCCAUCUUCAAUGAUUGAGUACGUCGGAGAUCGGUUGCCGAUUUUUACAAAUCGUGAAUCAAAAAUGGUAAAAGGGUCUUCCGAUUUCAUAGGGUUAAAUUAUUAUACUGCAGCUUAUGCAUAUCAUGUUCCUUGCAAAAAAAUUCCAAGCUACUUGACGGAUUCUUGCUCAAGUCUUAUGGAGGUAAACGCAACUGGAUACCAAAUUGGUCCAAAGGCAGGUUCAGACUGGCUCUAUGUUUAUCCGGAAGGACUUGGAGAUCUUUUGAACUACACAAAGAAUCAAUAUAACAAUCCCAAAAUCUAUGUCACUGAAAAUGGAGUGGACUUAAUUAAUGGGUACAAUAUUCAACAUGAUUCCAUGAGAAUAAAGUACCAUAACGAUCAUCUUCAUGUCCUCCGUGAUGUCAUGAAGAGAACCGGAGUGAAUGUGAACGGAUAUUUUGUAUGGUCAUUCCUGGAUAAUUUUGAAUGGACCGAGGGUUACACAGUCCGUUUUGGUCUUGUUUACGUGAAUUAUUUCAACAAGACGUUGUUUAGAUUUUCUAAAGAUUCAGCCUCAUGGUUCUCCAAUUUUCUGAAAAAUGGAGCAGAAACCCUUCCUAAGAUCCCUGACACGGGGCUUGCAUUGGGUUCUAUGUCUGUGCACCAAAAUGGCAUCAUCUAAUGCAUAGAACAGGGUUUGGAUCCACUUCCAUGAUGGAGUAGUAUAUUAACCAAUAAACCUAAAAGAAUAUAUAUAUAUAUAUAUAUAUAUAUAUAUAUAUAUAUAUACUCUAUUUUGUAUUUUAAAUUUCCAUCUGCUUAAAUUAUGUGCACUUUGUAUGUGAUUAUGUGCACUAUGUAUGUGAUUAUGCUUCAAUGUGUGUGCUACUAUUAUGUGCAAAGCAAUAAUAGAAUGA